AUGGCACCAAUACUCAGGGGAAUGAUAGUUCUACUGGCUGCUGCCAUUCUGGCAACUUCAGGAGCACAAGAACCACAUUGCAGAUUGUGUGCGGAAGAUCAAGUGUUGGUCCAAUCCGAUCGAUCCAUUCCCAAAGGGGGGACUUGUGGGGAAGUCGAUGAACUGACCAAAAACAUGACCGUGGAACAAUGUGAGGAAAAGGAACUGGACCUUAUUGUGGCGGGAGUACGAUGUGGGUGCCGUGAUCAAGUAGACUUUCCUACUUGUGGCGUCCAACAGAAUCCAGAUUUUUGUACGACAGGAUUAUUGGAUAGGGCCAAUGAAACUUGUGAAUGCUACAGCUUUUGUGGAAUGGACUUUGCGGGGUGCAAACGAUAUCCUGGUGAUCGACUAACAGCAACGAACUGCGAUACUUGGACAGUUAGUGGAUGCAACUAUGCUUCUGCCAUUGAUGCACCAAAUCCAUUCUUGUUAUGCGUUGGACUAUGUCCCGACGGAAGUUCCAUUCAGUUUCCAGAUCGUGUCAUUCCAUCCACAAGUGUCAUUCCUACACUGGAUGGUAUUAUUAGUCUCGACAACAAUAACAAUGGCACUACCAAAUUUCCAACCUGCCAGGAAGCGAAUGACUAUCUCAUCGAGUCGGAUGGGUUGGACUGUACUGUAUUACAGUCAUUAUCGCUCUAUUGUGGAUGCCAAACGUCGGCGGCUCCCACACCUACCGACGGCGUUGCGACCUUGCCUCCCGCAGUGGGCGCCAGUGACUUGCCACCGCCCUCGGCCUCGCCCACGGCACCCACCUGCACCUUUUGUCCCAACGAGCAGGCUGCGCGGAAUUUGGAGUUUCAAACGCCCAUGGGGUUUACUUGUGCCGACUUGGUGGAUUAUUUCAAGUUCCUACCGCUGCCGUUGGACUGCAAAACGGGCAAUAAUAAUGUCUUUUCGGAGGAUGGCGAUUCGACUACGGCACUCAACAGGAUUACAGAUUUUUGGGUGGACGAUUUGGAAUGGCAAUCUCUCUAUGAACAAUGCCAGUGUAGUAACCCCCCACCAGUGACAGAUGAUAAUAAUGAUGGGGCUGAUGACGAAGGUGUCACUGCGGGCGAUGGUGAUGAUAAUGGAGGAGGAGGAGGAACUGCCUCACUGAACAGUGGUGGGAGUACUUUUAUGGCUGGCGGCAAGGGACUAGUCUCCUUUUGCACUGCAUUUGGUUUGCUGUUCGCCAUGUUGCAAUAG
This is a messenger RNA of Cylindrotheca closterium, 1233 nucleotides long. The record is from the annotation of a GenBank genome assembly. Lineage: Eukaryota; Bacillariophyta; Bacillariophyceae; Bacillariales; Bacillariaceae.